AUGUCGAGCUCCCCAGAAUACACGGACCCUGAGAAGGGUAUUGAGCCGACCAUAUCUCGACAAUCAAAAGAUGCCGCUGGUCGAAAACAAUCCUUGACCGGCCGAAAGGCCUCGGUCGCGGAAUCUAUCAUCGCGGCUGAUUUACUUGAUGAACGAUACGCAACUACUCAGCGAGGGCUCAAAAGUCGACAUGCGCAGAUGAUUGCCUUGGGUGGAACCAUCGGAACUGGUCUUUUCGUUGGUAGUGGUUCAGUGCUCGCCAAAGGCGGCCCAGCCUUCAUUCUCGCGGCUUAUUGCACCAUGACAGUCCUGGUUUACUGCGUCGUUACAGCCAUGACCGAAGUUGCCACAUACUUGCCCGUCCACGGUGGUACAAUGUCGUACUACGGCUACCGUUAUGUUUCUCGAUCAAUGGGUUUCGCUCUUGGCUACCUCUACUGGUACGCCUUGGGUAUCUUAGUGCCCUACGAAAUCACCGCUGCUGGCUUGGUCAUCAACUACUGGCCCAACGACGUCAAUAUCGCAGUAUGGAUGACCAUCAUGACGGUUGUGAUUGUCGCUCUCAACUUCAUGCCCGUCAAAUAUUAUGGCGAGACGGAAUUCUGGUUCGCAGGCACCAAAGUCAUUCUCAUGGUUGGACUUCUCCUUUUGUCUUUCAUUCUCUUCUGGGGUGGUGGCCCUAGCCACGACCGACUGGGUUUCCGAUACUGGAAAGAUCCAGGGGCGGCACUGCCGUUUAUAAAAACAGGAGACGCUGGACGAACCAUCUCGUUCUUCUCGACUCUCGUAUCGUCCGUCUUCCCAUUCACCUUUGCGCCCGAACUCCUGGUCGUGACCGGAGGAGAAAUGGAGUCACCCCGUCGAAACCUCCCGAUCGCCUCUCGACGCUACUUCUACCGAUUAGUCGUUUUCUAUGUCCUGGGCGUUCUCGCCAUCGGCGUCACGUGCCCUAGCAACGAUCCCAGGCUGACAGACGGCGGAGCUGGCGCCGGUUCAUCCGCAUUUGUCGUCGCCAUUGCCGACGCCGGAAUUUCGACUUUACCAUCGAUUGUCAACGCAGUGAUUCUCAUCUCCGCCUGGUCAUCUGGAAACUCGUUCCUCUACAUCUCCAGCCGUGCACUAUACUCUCUUGCAGUCCAGGGUUCCGCGCCACGAAUGUUCAAGGCCUGCAAUCGCUGGGGUGUCCCGUACGCCGCGGUGACCGCUUCAUCGCUCUUUUGCGCUCUUACCUACAUGAACGUCGCAACCAGUGGUGGCACAGUCUUCAACUGGUUUGUCAAUCUCACAAACACAUGGGGUAUGAUAUCCUGGGUCUGCUGCAUGGUCAUCUACCUACGAUUCCGCAAAGCGACCGACGUACAGGGCGUCACCCGACCAUGGACCUCGUUCAUGCAGCCCUAUGGCGCGUGGGUUGCCAUGGUGGCGUUCACGCUGCUCUGCUUGAUCAACGGGUUCACCGUCUUCUUCCCCGGACGGUUCUCCGCGGCCAACUUCUUGACCGCCUACGUCGGCAUUCCGAUUUUCUUCGUUAUGUACUUUGGCCACCGCAUCGUCUUCUGGCGCGACAAAUGGGCCUGGUCGUCCGAGGAGGUUGACCUCCAGACCGGCCUGCAGGAGAUCAUCGAGGCCGAACAGCCCGUCAAGAAGCGCAAGGGCAUCGCCAAGAUCUGCUAUAUCAUUGAGUAA
Molecule: messenger RNA, 1686 nt
Organism: Exophiala bonariae
Lineage: Eukaryota; Fungi; Ascomycota; Eurotiomycetes; Chaetothyriales; Herpotrichiellaceae
Exons: 3
Coding region: 1-1686 (561 amino acids)
Biological process (GO): amino acid transmembrane transport
Cellular component (GO): membrane
Molecular function (GO): amino acid transmembrane transporter activity
Source: RefSeq, a predicted model, not a curated record